AUGGCUGAAAUUUCAAAGAUUUUAGGCCUCAUGGUCAUUAUAUUGGUUUUGGCAAAACUUGGUGUUGCUCAAAAACGCAAAAACCUCCAAAUCCAAAAUAUUUCUCACGAUUGCAAUAAGGAAUAUAUAUCUGAGUUUUACAUACGUGCUAAUAAUGACAGCGCAACUUUGGACAUUAAAGCUGCAGUUAUCAAAGCCAUGACCAGACCUUUAUGGUUGGAAUUCAAUAUGUUCAUUAAGGGGACCAAGAAGGCAGACUUUAAUAGGAUUGUUGGAUUCGAUAUCAAUGUAUGUGAUGUGCUGGAGAAAGCCAAUAAUCCCCUUCUUAGUACUUGGAUAGACAUCAUUUUUAGACAAGGCAAUAUGGAUAAGAAAUGCCCCAUGAAGGAGGGCACCUACCACUGGAAGCAAUUUAAAAUUGAUAAAGACACAAUACCCCAUUUCAUUCUUAAAGGCUUUUAUCGCAUUGGCGUAUUGGGCUAUGAUAAGAGAGGCAGAGAUAAAGAAAUGAUAUUAAAUGUUACUUUAUAUGCUUCCAUAAAAAUGAAGUAA
Messenger RNA from Stomoxys calcitrans (stable fly), 552 nucleotides. RefSeq lists its product as uncharacterized. Lineage: Eukaryota; Metazoa; Arthropoda; Insecta; Diptera; Muscidae. The record is from RefSeq and is a predicted model, not a curated record. The coding region runs from base 1 to 552 and encodes 183 amino acids. The transcript has 3 exons.